AUGCCUGCUUCUUCCUCUUCAGACACGCCAGGUCUAAACGUCAUAGCUCUCAUCUCUGGCGGGAAAGACUCUCUAUACUCUAUCCUGCACUGUCUUCGCAAUGGACACAACGUGGUCGCGUUAGGGAAUCUGCAUCCCGCGCCGAAGCAGCAGAAAUCCGCCAGUGGAGAUUGCCAGGAUGACAGCAAUGACAGUUCGCAAGCAGAGGGGGUAGAGGAGGAGGAGGAUGACAUCGACAGCUUCAUGUACCAAACCAUCGGUCAUAAUGUGAUUCCGCUGUAUGAGUCCGCAUUGGGGAUUCCGUUGUACAGGGCCCCCAUCACCGGCGGGGCGGUCGAUACCGCGAGAGUCUAUCGUGAGGAUGCGAUGGAUCAGAUGGCGGAAGGGGAAGACGAAGGGGAAGGGGAAGACGAGACCGAAUCCUUGAUCCCACUUCUUCGACGCAUCAAGCUCGCCCAUCCAGAAGCCAACGCCGUGUCAGCCGGCGCGAUCCUCUCGACGUACCAGCGCACGCGGAUCGAGAAUGUAGCGGCGCGAUUGGGCCUCGUGCCGCUGGCUUGGCUGUGGCAGUAUCCGAGUCUUCCUGCGCCGGGGGAGCGCGCGGAACUGUCGGCCAUGAUGCCGCAUGUGGCUGACGCGGGGCUGUUGGAGGAUAUGGCGGCUGUGGGGUGCGAGGCGAGAGUGAUCAAGGUGGCGUCGGGGGGUCUGGAUGAGGGGUUUCUGUGGGGGGAUGUUUCGUCAGCGGAUGGAGCGCUGCGGAGACGGAUUGCGAAGGGGAUGAAGAGGUUUGCGGACGCGGAGGAUAUUCGGGGUGCGGUGCUGGGGGAGGGUGGGGAGUAUGAGAGCCUGGCGUUGGAUGGGCCGGGGUUCUUGUGGAAGCAAAGGAUCGAGAUUCAGCAGAGGGAGGUGAGGUCCGGGGAUGGGGGUGUUGGGUUUAUGAGGUUGAAGGGAGCGAGGUGUGUGGAUAAGGAGGAGCAGGGGGAUGUGAAGCCGGAGGAUGUGAGGCGGCCGGCUUUGCUGGAUGAGGACUUCGCGGCAGCUUUGGAUGCCGUGUCGGCGGAGUCGUCGCUUGCUUCUACGAUGGAGAUGGCAGAUCAAACAGAAACGGGCCCUUGGGAGUGUCCUGGCGUGUCGCAGUCGACGAACCGGGGGACAUGGACGGUUUCCAACAUCACGGCGCCAGAGGCUGGUCCUGGUGCCGCUGAGCAGAUGGGUGCCAUUGCACAGAAGAUCCGGGAUAUCCUGGACUCUACCGUUCAUGAUACUGGGUCUGGUGCGCGAACAACGGCAGAUAUUGUCUUUACUACGGUGCUACUGCGGUCUAUGACUGAUUUCCCGUCGAUGAACGACAUCUACGUCUCACUGUUCAAGAAACCCAACCCCCCUGCUAGGGCCACCGUCGCUUGUGGCGACAGUCUCCCGGACGGAGUGAAGGUGAUGGUCUCGUUGGUGGUGGAUUUAGGAUCGCGAGAUCUGCGCCUGGGACUCCAUGUUCAAUCGCGGUCAUACUGGGCUCCCGCCAAUAUCGGACCGUAUUCGCAGGCCAUGUCGAUUCCCUGGCAAGGAGCAGAGCGACUGGUGUACAUUGCAGGUCAGAUUCCUCUGGAGCCGGCUUCGAUGGAACUCCCGAGUGCAUCUCCUAGACCAGAAUCAUCGUGGUUUGAGAACUACGUUUUGCGAGCUGUGCUGUCUUUGCAGCAUCUGUGGAGAAUCGGCAGCGCCAACCAGGUCGAUUGGUGGUUAGGAACCGUGGCCUUCCUAUCGGGAGCAGACGCGAUAGACAAAAAGGCGGCAGUCGCGUGGCACCUGUGGGAGACCAUGCAUAGUCGACGAGAAGAAGAGGACGACGAGGACGAGGAGUCAGCACUGGAUGCCUGGGACAUCAAGUACGGAGGCCGCGCACAUGAGCAGCAGAGUGCCGCAGCAACCACCACACUGCCUAACUUUUCGGUGGUGCAGUCAGACGUCCUGGUUCCUGCUUUUUUCGCCGUCCAGAUUGAGGAGUUGCCUCGCGGCAGUGACAUUGAAUGGCAAGGUCUGGGAUACCGGUGCGACGAAGUCAACUUGGCCAGGGAGGACACAGCUUUGGGGCGCAGAAUUGACGCCUCGUCGAAGGAGGGCAUGCGCUACACGGCCAUUGAAAUCGACCUGGACCAGUCGGGACCCAGCUUAGAGUCCAGCCUGCGGGGUGUCCUGAAGAUGAAUUCCGAGCGGCCAGGAAACAUCCACACCGUCGUAUACACUGCGCAACCGUUGCGCAGCGGUGUUUGGUCCGGACAGAUCGUCCCAUGCAAGUCGGUCUGGGGCCGACAAGGAAGACGACUGGCAGCGGGGAUACUUAUACAGAAAAGGUAA
Molecule: messenger RNA, 2355 nt
Organism: Aspergillus affinis
Lineage: Eukaryota; Fungi; Ascomycota; Eurotiomycetes; Eurotiales; Aspergillaceae
Product: diphthine--ammonia ligase family protein
Exons: 1
Coding region: 1-2355 (784 amino acids)
Biological process (GO): protein histidyl modification to diphthamide
Molecular function (GO): diphthine-ammonia ligase activity
Source: RefSeq, a predicted model, not a curated record